Cadophora gregata is the source of this 570-nucleotide messenger RNA. RefSeq lists its product as uncharacterized. NCBI's taxonomy places the organism in Eukaryota, Fungi, Ascomycota, Leotiomycetes, Helotiales, Ploettnerulaceae. The transcript is spliced from 3 exons. Bases 1 to 570 code for a protein of 189 amino acids. The record is from RefSeq and is a predicted model, not a curated record.
AUGGAUGCAGGAAGGAAACGUGCUCUUGGCAUCAUGUUCUCACUUGGAAUUCUGGCUAUUGGAGGAACAAUUGCCAGACAAAUCACAAACGCUGUAGCUAUAACCAAUGUCGAUGACUUUACAUGGCACUGGGCACCAACAGCACUCUCCUCCAUACUCGAAUCAAGCCUCGGCAUAAUCUUCGUCUGCGUACCUGCAUUGGCGCCACUCUUCAAGACAUGGGUUGGGGGAUCGUCAGCUGGCAAGCACACCGUUACCUCAAACUUUCCUUCGGAUCGACCAGGUACAUUCGGAAACCUUGGCAACAGGUUGAGACUCGUACCGGAGGAUGACAGCAUACUUUGCUUAACACAAGUCACGACUACAGAUGCGAAAGGUCAAGGUGAUGAGGAAGGCUAUGAGAUGGAUCUUGUAGGGGAAUACUCAAAUGAUGGAGGAAGCGAAAGGAGGAUCAUAACUCCACCAGACUGCGACAAUAUCAAGCGCCAGAGUAAGUCAAGUCGGAAGAGUCUGGGGAAGAAAGGAGUAUGGGUGGAUGUGGAGUACCACGUCGACAGGUCAAGCAGAUGA